This is a messenger RNA of Labrus bergylta (ballan wrasse), 4050 nucleotides long. Its product is annotated as inter-alpha-trypsin inhibitor heavy chain H3. The record is from RefSeq and is a predicted model, not a curated record. Gene Ontology annotation, biological process: hyaluronan metabolic process. Lineage: Eukaryota; Metazoa; Chordata; Actinopteri; Labriformes; Labridae. Gene Ontology annotation, molecular function: serine-type endopeptidase inhibitor activity.
CGGAAUUUCCUCCCCACUUGUUUUCAGUCAUGCUGGGCAAGAGGAUCUUCUGUUUCUCAUUCUUGCCUGUUGUGUGGAGACUCAUGCUGCUGUUGGUUUGUCUCUGCACUUGGCUAGCAGCCCAGACCCAUGGAGCGCUGGUUGUUUUUCCCAGAGAUGCUCUUAAAGAGGAUGCCCAAGAAACUAUGGGCCCCAGCAUCAGGUCAAUAAAGAAAAGAAGCACAAACCCUGCAAAUGUGGUGGAGGUGUACAGUGUGAAGGUGGACUGCACUGUGACGUCUCGUUUUGCUCACACCGUCAUGACCUCUAAGGCCCUGAACAAAGGGAACACCUCCAAGGCAAUUGUCUUUGAAAUGGACCUUCCCAAGACGGCCUUAAUCAGCAACUUUAGCAUGGAAAUUGAAGGUCAGGUGUAUGUUGGGGAAGUGAAGGGGAAAGAGAAAGCAAAGAAAGAGUAUGAGAAAGCUGUUUCCUCUGGACAAACUGCUGGAUUGGUCAAGGUUUCUGGGAGAAAGAUGGAGAAGUUUUCGGUGUCUGUCAACAUUGCCGGAAAAAGCAGCGUCACCUUCAUUCUGACCUACGAGGAGCUCCUCAAGAGGAAUUUGGGACAAUAUGAGAUUUUAACCCGUGUUAAACCCAACCAACCAGUGCAGGAGUUUCAGAUUGUGACAAACAUCUAUGAGCCCCAGGGCAUCGCUUUUGUUGAGGCCACUGCAACUUUCCUCACAAAUGAUCUGCUCUCACUUGUAGAGAAAACAGUCACAGACACAAAGGCACACGUCUCUUUCUCACCAACACUGGAGCAGCAGAGGAAAUGUCCAGGAUGUGAAGGCACCAUCAUUGAUGGAGAUUUUAUCAUAAAGUACGACGUGAAACGAGAGAAGAGCCUGGGCCAUGUUCAGAUUGUGAACGGACACUUCGUACACUUUUUCGCUCCACCUGACCUGCCCAGAGUCCCAAAGAACGUGGUGUUUGUGAUUGACAGGAGCGGAUCAAUGUCUGGAAGAAAGAUUCAACAGACCCGGGAUGCUAUGGCCGCCAUCCUGAAAGACCUCAGUGAGGAGGACCACUUUGCUCUCAUCAUGUUUGAUAAUAAAAUUAUCACCUGGAAGGACUCUCUUACCAAAGCAUCAAAGCAAAAUGUGUCCAAAGCCAUCGCCUACAUCAGCAAGCUAAAGGACAAUGGAUCCACAAAUAUCAAUGAUGCUGUAUUAACAGCAGUAAAAAUGUUGAUGAGAGAAAGAGAAAAGAAGAACCUGCCAGAAAGGAGCACGGAUAUGAUCAUUUUACUGACUGAUGGGAUGCCAAACAGCGGAGAGUCUAACCUCCAGAAAAUUCAGGAGAAUGUGCACUCUGCUAUUGGGGGGAAAAUGUCCAUGUUCUGUCUUGGAUUUGGCAAUGACGUGAGUUACUCCUUCCUUGAUCUGAUGAGCAGACAAAAUAAAGGACUGGCCCGGAGAAUUUUUGAGGGGUCAGAUGCAGCACUCCAACUUCAGGGUUUCUAUGAGGAGGUGUCCAGCCCUCUGCUCUUGGACGUGGAUCUGCAUUAUCCUGACAACUCUGUGGAAGCCUUGACCAAAAACCACUACAGCCAGUUAUUCAACGGCUCAGAGAUUGUAGUUACAGGUCGAGUGACGGACAACAACCUAGAUAACUUCUUGGUGGAAGUAUUUGCCAGGGGGCCUGAGGAGGAUUUCUCUGUGCAGGGUAAGGCCAGUGUGGUCAACUUUGAUGUGCUCUACCCAGAGCAGGACUAUAUUUUUGGGGAUUUCUCAGAGCGUUUGUGGGCCUACCUCACCAUCCAGCAGCUACUGGAGAACAGUGAUAUUGGCACUCAGCAGGAAAAAGACAAUGCCACAGCGAAGGCCCUGGAAAUGGCCCUUCGAUACAGCUUUGUCACCCCUCUCACCUCCAUGGUGGUCACCAAGCCAGAAACUGAAGAUGGACGUGACGACCUGCUCAUCGCUGAUAAACUUACUGAGGAUCAGCGACAGAAAGCAGAGAGGAACGUAGGUUCCUCAGCUCAUGCAGCAAGUUCAAGUGGCCAAUCUCAUGGAUCCUCAUCCAGGAGUUCCAGUCCCAAUCGUUACAAAUUCCGUGGCUCUGGUUCUCGUGGCCGAUCAGACGUGGACGGGGAUCCUCAUUUCAUGAUUGAGCUCCCAGACAGAAACGAUGCUCUGUGCUUCAACAUCAACGACAAGCCAGGAACCAUUUUCAACCUGGUCAGAGACCCAGAAUCAGGUUUUGUGGUCAAUGGACAAAUUAUUGGCAAGAAGAAAGUUUCUCUCGAUGGAAAAAUCAACACCUACUUUGGCCGUUUUGGUAUCAUUCACCAGAAGCUGGGGGUGAGGCUGGAGGUGAGCACUCAGAACAUCUCAGUGUUUCACCAUGGCAACAAGAUCCAGCUGCUGUGGUCUGAUUCAGCCUCAAUCAAAGAAACUGAUUUUCACCUCAGGUUGUCCAAAAACUCCAGUUUGUCAGUGACGUUGAGGCACUCCGUUAAAUUUAUGAUCAUUAGACACACAAAGGUUUGGAAGAGACGCCACGACCAGCAAGACUUCCUGGGUUUCUACACCAUAGACAGCCACCACUUGUCUUCCUCAGUGCAUGGUCUGCUAGGUCAGUUCUACCAUGGAGUUGGGUUUGAGAUAACAGACAUGCAUUCAGAUGAGCUUCAGGAACAUAUGUAUGCCACCAUGUUUGUGAAGGGCCAAACACUCAACGUGACCAGACACUGGCAGAUGGACUUCAGCAGGGAUCUAAAGAAUGGGGAAAAUAUUCCUUGCUGGUUUGUUGACAAUGAUGGAACAGGCCUCAUCGAUGGAAAAGCCUCAGACUACAUCGUGUCAGGGCUUUCUAAGACUACUUUUUGAAUUUUUGAAAAUUCAAUAUCCAAGUGGCCAUGUAGAAGGGCCACUUAAUCACAGAGGGAGUUUUGUGUAUUGAGACAUUUAUCCAAGAUUUCUACGAGUCACGCAGUAUAUCUUCACAAAUUAUACUUCUUCAGGCAACAACAUUUAUACCAGGAUAAGAUUUAAUGGCACAAUUUCCAGACCUGAAUUGUUGUCUUUAUAGCUCAUAAGCUAACACGUCGUUAAACAUGGAUAUUUUUCUGGCAACAUGUUCUGCUUUAUGAAAGCGACAACACAAUGUUAAUUGUUUUAUUAAAGGAAGAAUGUGCGACUUUUUGAUUAAUAGAUGUUGCCCUUUAGCACCAGAAUUAAACCAAAACAAACUGCUGUUUGGAGACACCUCCGCUAUUCUGAAGCCUCCGCUCUUCUCCUCCGGUACAGCUUCUACCACUCUCCACUCACCUUUGCACAAAGGAGUAAUCAAUUAGGACACACCAUAAUUAAGCACAAAAUUGACCUUUGCUCGAGCUGCAAUUGCCCGGUGGCCUUUACUCUAGUCCUUGACUAAAACAGGUUUGAUACUCCAUGUACAGUCCAUGUAAACAUGAUGUAAACACGGCCCGACAACAGAACAACUGGUGGGACUCAGGCUUGUCACUCAUAGACAGUCAAGAGAUACAUUAACAGAGGAUAUACUUGAUUUCUGCGUAAAAUAUAGCAUAUGCUUCCUUUAAGAGGUUUAUACAAAUUUGCAAUCAACUUAAAUUGUAUGAUGAGUAAAACUUUCAGGUCGGUGUCAAAAUCAGUCUGAUGAGUUUCCUGUAAACGAUUUAUAAAACAGCAAACCGAUUUCUGUUAUUAAUAUUUUUAUGGCAAUAUGGUUCAUGAUAUAUUAUCUUUACAUAUCAUAUAUAAUUAGUGUCAAAUUUUAAAAUGUAGUGUUUUUGUUCUUGUCUCUGGUUAUUGUGAUGUAAAGUUUGAACUCUGAAUCUGCUUUAGACAAUAAUACAAAAUUCUGACUGAUUUGUCACUAACGCACGAAAAAUAUCAUCUGCAGAUUUAUUCACCAGCUACUGUUGUCUCAAAAACUGCUUUUUUUUAUCUGAUUUGACCAAAAUAACUUUUUUAUAGUCAUUAUUUUCACUACCUGAAGUAUCCUCCUGUCAUAUUAAAUCAGACAUCGUCACACAUAUUUUUA